Messenger RNA from Lytechinus variegatus (green sea urchin), 3245 nucleotides. Its product is annotated as trichohyalin-like. The transcript is spliced from 7 exons. Gene Ontology annotation, biological process: signal transduction. The record is from RefSeq and is a predicted model, not a curated record. Lineage: Eukaryota; Metazoa; Echinodermata; Echinoidea; Temnopleuroida; Toxopneustidae. Bases 218 to 3187 code for a protein of 989 amino acids.
AAGGUUAUUCGCAUGUUAAAGUACAUUUCGUCGUAAACAACAAGUCUUGGGAACUGACUCCGAAUCAGGUGUGGCAAACUACUCAAUUAUUUGCUAUUUUCGAAUCGAAAUCACCUAAAUCACGCUGUCUUGCAGGGAAGCUGCUCAUCACAAUGGACCUGCUCAGAUGACAUCACGAUGACAUCACAAUGACAUCAUAGCUAGACGUCUACCAGCCAUGGUGGAGUUGAAAGUAUGGGUGGACGGGGUCCCGCGGGUGGUGUGCGGGAUCACCGAACUCACGACCUGCCAGGAAGUCGUCGUUGCUCUGGCCCAGUCAACGGGUCAGGUCGGACGCUUCAACCUGAUGGAGAAAUCACCAAAGAUGGAGCGUAUCCUGCACCCCAAGGAGAGUCCAUACCGUGCCUUAGAAAAAUGGGGUCCCAUGUCGAAGAAUGUCCGCUACUUCCUCAGGCGGAAGGGAACAACACCGUAUAGUCGGACACCACACAGCAGCAGGCCGUCUUCCGUGACGAGCCUGAACCUUUCGAGUCCCGAUGAUCGCUUCUUAGCGGAUUUCGGAGUGGAUGGUGAGGAUGAGGAUUUGAGAGCGGCCGCGUAUCAGGCGUCGAUGUACGGCAGCGGGAAGCAGGGUGCGCUGCAGAGACUUGAGCUAGAGAGACAUACUCAGCUGAUGAAGGAGGAGGAAGAACGUCGGAUCCAGAAGAUGGAGAGAACAAAAGACUUUCAGAGAGAUCAGGCCGUUGAGAAAAUCAAGGAGAUUGAAAGGGAGAGAUUUAUAGACCAAAGGAGAGAGAUGGAACGACAGCAUGCGUUAGCGAUCGAGAAGGAACAACAGAGGAAGAGGGAGAGAUGGAAGGAGGAAGCACAGGCUAGAGAGGCGGAAGAGGCGGCAAAGAUAAAGAAAAUUGAACUUUUGAAAGAACAAGAGAAACAAAAAGAACUUGAACAGCAGAGGCAGCAGUACCUGAAAGAACAGGAAGAAAAGGAACGUAAAAUUCGAGAGUUGGAAGAGAUGGUGCGAGAGAAGGAACGGCAGAAGGAAGACGAGAAGAAGAAUGAACUGGAGAGAUUGCAGGAGAAGCAGAGGGAAGAGCAGAGGAUUAAGGAGGAAGAGAUAGCGAGAUUGAAAGAAGAGGCAAAGAAGAAGGAAUUGGCACGUAAGAAAGAAGAGGAGAGAAGGAUAGAGACUGAAUUGAAAAAGGAAGCGGAAAGGAUAGCGGCCGUGCAGCGAGAGCGGGAAUGGCAAGCAGAGAGGGAUAGGUUACAGAGGGAAGCCAAGGAAUUCGAAGAACAGAAGAAGAGGGAGGAGAUCAAGAGAAAGAUUCUUGAAAAGCAACGAGAGGAGGACCAGCUUCGAGAAGCGGAGAAGGAAGAGGAACGGCAACUGGAAAUUGAAAGGGUCCAGAGAGAGGCAGAAGAAAGGGAAGAAGAGCGGAUAGCGGAGAUGGAAGUGGCACGUCAGAUUGAAAUACAGAAGCAGAGGGAAAUCGCAAGAGAGAAGAAGCUGAUCGAGGAGGAAUUGCGGAAAAAGGAAAUUGAACAUCAAAAAGCCCUUCAGAGGCAAAAAGAUGAAGAACUCAAAAGAGAGAAACUGAGGCUCCAGGAAAUGGAAUGGGAGAAAGUCAGGAUAGCUGAGAGGGAGCGACAGAACGAACAACAGCGACGAAAGGAAGAGCGAGAAAAGGAACAGCAGAAGCAGGAAGAGAUAGCAAAGGAGAAAAAGAGAAUCGAAGAGGAAGUUAAGCAGAGAGAGGGUGAAAAGCUUAAGGAAUUGGAGCUUCAGAAAGCGAAGCUGGCGGAAAUUGCGAAGAGGACGGAGGAGGAGCGACAGAAGGAGAUCGAGAGACAGAAGGAAUUGGAGAAGCUGCGGGCAGAGGAGGCAGAAAAGAAAGAAAAGGCAAGGAGGGAGCGAAUCGAGAUGGAGAAGGUCAAAAUCCUGGAGGCCAGAAGACAGAAAGAAGCUGCCAGGAAAAAGGACGAAGAUCAAAAACGACAGAAGGAGAAGGAAAAAAUCAACGAGCUGAACCAGAUCGUCAGCGUUCAGCAGGAGCUCACCAGCAUCGAGGAUGCUAUCCUAUCCCUCCAGAUGUUUGAGAUGGAUCCCGAGCUUGAUCAAAUUGAGGAUAAGAUCAUCGAGUUCGAGCAGGCCAUUAAGAAGAACAAGAGCGCCCUCAAGGAGAUGGAAUUCUGGGAGAAUGAGCUGGAGAUUGAGCUACAGCUGUGUGACAGACUCAAUAAGGAGGUGAAAGCACUGAAAGCGAAGGUAGAAGAAUGCCAGAGACAGACGGAGGAAAAGCAGGUGGAGAUCCGGAGGAUCGACGAGAGGAUGCGGAACGAAGAGGAGAAGAUACAAAAGGAAGGGGACGAGCAAGCAAAGAAAGACCUUCUUGCAAUCCAGGUCCAGCUGACAGUCUUUGACAAGGAGCUGGAAGAAUACGCAGAGAGCCUUCGAGGGGUCAACAAGGAGAUCCAAGAGGUGGAGCGGCUCCUGGAGAAGAAGGAGAAAGAGAUCAAGAAGUUGGAGGGAGACGUGGAGAAGGCGGACAGGGAGAUCGAGGAAGAAGAGCGUCGGAGGCAGGAGGAAGAAGAGGAAGAAAGGAAGAGAGUCGAAGAAGAAGAGAGGUAUAAAGAGCUAGAGGAAGAAAGGAGGAAAGAAGAGGCAGAGAGGAAAAGAGUCGAAGAAGAGAGGAGGAGAGCGGCAGCGGAGAGAAGGAGAGCCGUAGAAGAGAGGAAGAAAGCGGAAGAAGAGAGCAGAAGAGCGGAAGAAGAGAGAAAACAAGCAGAGGAAGAAAGGAUAAGAGUUGAAGAGGAGAGACGGCGGGCGGAAGAACAACAAAGGAAGACAGAAGAAGAGAGGAGGAAGUUGGAAGAGGAGAAAAGAAUGGAGGAAGAGCGAAAGAAGGAAGAAAUGAAGAGGGCGGAAGAAGAGAGAAAGCGAGCGGAGAAGGAGGAUAAGAGGAAGGAAGAGGAGAACAAGGUAGCGGAAGAGAAGGAUAUUCAGAAGGAGAAAGAGGAUCAGCAGAAAGAUGGAGAGAAGAAGAAACCAGCUCUGCUGCCCAAACAAGGAGAACUGAUCAACAAUCCAACUCCAGGAAACGCUCCUCCCCGGAAGAUGCUAAGAAGUCCCAGAGAUCUCUUCAAACAAGCUCCAAGCUCGGAUAACCCGGAAGGCGUCUUCGUUUAAACACCCCUGCGUAAUAAUGGGAUGAUCCACCUGAUUAGAUAACCCUCUAGGCGUAUUU